ACCUGUCUCCCUGCUCACCGGUCUACCUGCUCACCUGUCUCUCCGCUCACCUGUCUCUCUGCUCACCUGUCUCUCUGCGUGCAGCGGUGAAGAUAAAGAAGCCAAUCCAGACCAAGUUCCGGAUGCCGGUGUUGAACUGGGUGGCUCUGAAGCCGAGCCAGAUCAACGGGACCAUCUUCAACGACAUCGACGACGAAACCAUCCUUGGGGACAUUAACGUGGAGGAGUUUGAGGAGCUGUUUAAGACGAAGGCUCAGGGUCCGGCGGUGGACUUGACUCUUUCCAGACAGAAACUUCCUCAGAAAGCUCCGUCCAAAGUUUCUCUGCUGGAUGCCAACCGGUCUAAAAACUUGGCCAUCACUCUGAGGAAGGCGGGUCAGGGGUCAGAGGUUAUCUGUCGCGCCAUCCACACGUUCGACCUCCGGACGGUGAGAGUGGACUUCGUUGAAUGCCUGAUGCGUUUCCUGCCCACGGAGGCCGAGGUGAAGCUGCUCCGUCAAUACGAGAGAGACAGAAAACCUCUGGAGGCUCUGAGCGAUGAAGACAGGUUCAUGAUGCAGUUUAGCCGCAUCGAGAGGCUCAACCAACGCAUGACCAUCCUCACCUUCAUGGGCAACUUCAGCGACAAUCUGCAGAUGCUGACGCCGCAACUCCACGCGAUCAUCGCUGCUUCAGUUUCUAUCAAAUCCUCUCAGAAGCUCAAGAAGAUCCUGGAGAUCAUCUUGGCUCUGGGGAACUAUAUGAAUAGCAGCAAGAGAGGAGCUGUUUACGGAUUCAAACUGCAGAGCUUAGACCUGCAGCUGGAGACCAAGUCCACAGACAGGAAGCAGACGCUGCUGCAUUACAUCGCCAACGUGGUGCGAGAGAAAUGCCCGACGAAGAGCCUGUUCUACAACGAGCUGCACUACGUAGACAAAGCUGCUGCAGGUGAGCCAAUCACAGGGUUCCCGCGGUGUCUUAAAAAGUCUUAAAUUUGAUAAUCUGAAUUUAAGGCCUUAAAAAGGUCUUAAAUAUGA
Notothenia coriiceps (black rockcod) is the source of this 1016-nucleotide messenger RNA. Its product is annotated as formin-like protein 2. The transcript is spliced from 6 exons. The record is from RefSeq and is a predicted model, not a curated record. Gene Ontology annotation, cellular component: cytosol. Gene Ontology annotation, molecular function: actin filament binding. Gene Ontology annotation, biological process: cortical actin cytoskeleton organization; regulation of cell shape; cell migration. The coding region runs from base 123 to 971 and encodes 282 amino acids. Lineage: Eukaryota; Metazoa; Chordata; Actinopteri; Perciformes; Nototheniidae.